Messenger RNA from Colius striatus (speckled mousebird), 996 nucleotides. RefSeq names its product olfactory receptor 10AC1-like. Gene Ontology annotation, biological process: G protein-coupled receptor signaling pathway. Gene Ontology annotation, molecular function: olfactory receptor activity; G protein-coupled receptor activity. Gene Ontology annotation, cellular component: membrane. Lineage: Eukaryota; Metazoa; Chordata; Aves; Coliiformes; Coliidae. The record is from RefSeq and is a predicted model, not a curated record.
AUGCCAUGUGAAAGCUGUGUGAAGGGGGACAAUAUGAGCACUAAUGCAACCGUGGAGCUCCUCCUGCUUGGCUUCUCUGAGCUGCUCUGCCUGUGGGUCCUCCUCUUCCUUAUCCUUCUUAUUGUCUGUUUGAUCACAUUGUCAGGGAAUAUGAUGAUCUUCAUGGCAGUAGUUAUGGAGCCGUCCCAUCCUCCCAUGCUUUUCUUCCUCUGACAGCUUUCUGUCAUCAAGCUCUGCUAUGCCUUAGUCAUUGUACCUGAGGCACUUCUCAGCCUGAUAGUGGUGGAUGGCAGUACCGUUUGUUUCAUGGCUGCACAGAUGAACUUGUUUGUGGCAUUUGGUGGGGCUGAAUGCUUUGUCCUGGAAGCCAUGUUGUAUGACUGUUAUGUUGCCAUCUGUCAGCCACUUCACUACGUUGCUGUGAUGAGUGAGGGGUUCUGCCUCAGGCUGGCUGUGGCAUACUGUCUGGGAGGCUUUGUGGUUGCUCUGGGGUUAACAGUGGCUGUUUCCCACUUACCUUUCUGCAAGCCACAUAGCAUCAACCACUUCUUCUGUGAUGUCUCUGUUGUGCUGCACCUGGCCCGUACAUAGAGUUACAGCCCUGAGCUGCCUUUGCUGGCUGCCUGUGUGCUCCUCCUGCUGCUCCCCUUACUCCUAAUCCUGACCUCAUAUGUUUGCAUUGGUGCUGCUUUGUUACAUGUCACCUCCUCUGUGGGAAGGGGCAAGGCCUUUUCCACCUGCAUUUCACACUUGGCCGUCACCUUGCAAUACUAUGGACGUGACACCUUCAUGAACAUUUGUCCUAAAUCUAGUUACUCACCAGCUCAAGACAAGAUGGUCUCUCUGAUCUACACCAACAUUACUCCAUUACUGUAUCCCCGCAUUUAUAGCCCGAGGAACAAGGAAAUCAGAGGGGUCAUCAGGAAAAUGUCAAGAAGGAAGAAAAUAGCUCAGCUGAACUGGGAUACUAUCAGAGCUGUGAUGUGUGUGUGGUAA